CUACAUCCCUAUCAUACACAUUUCCAGAGGAAAUUGCAAGAAGAUGGAGGCCAAAACUUGGGGCUUCUGGGCCACCAAUGGUUCUUCCCCCUUCAACUUCACUCUACCAUCGAAUUUUGGCAAGCGACCCACUGACCUGGCUCUAAGUAUCAUCUUAGUAAUCAUGCUCUUCCUUAUCAUGAUCUCCUUGGGGUGUACUUUGGAGUUCAACAAGAUGAAGGCUCACUUCUGGAAGCCUAAGGGGAUUGCCAUCGCCUUGGUCUCUCAGUAUGGGGUGAUGCCACUCACAGCCUUCGCUCUGGGCAAGAUCUUCCAGCUGAACAAUAUUGAGGCCUUAGCCAUCUUGAUAUGUGGCUGCUCCCCAGGGGGGACCCUGUCCAAUGUCUUCAGUUUGGCGUUAAAAGGAGACAUGAACCUCAGCAUUUUGAUGACCACCUGCUCCACUUUCUUUGCCUUGGGCAUGAUGCCUUUCCUCCUGUUUAUCUACUCCAAGGGAAUCUAUGAAGGGGAUCUCAAGGACAAGGUGCCUUAUGGGCAAAUUGCCAUCUCAAUGGCUUUGACACUUAUCCCUUGCACUAUAGGGAUCAUCAUCAAUUCCAAGAGACCACAGUAUGGUCGCUACAUUGUUAAGGGAGGAAUGAUCAUAAUGCUCAUUUCAUCAGUGGCCAUUGCUGUGCUUUCUGCCAUCAAUGUUGGCAAAAGCAUCAUGUAUGUCAUGACAUUUCACCUUGUGGCCACCUCUGCUCUGAUGCCUUUCAUUGGCUUCACCCUGGGUUAUAUCCUCUCAGCUAUCUUACGUCUCAAUGAACGAUGCAGACGCACCGUGAGUAUGGAAACUGGAUGCCAGAAUGUUCAGCUGUGUUCUACCAUCCUCAAUGUGACCUUUCCUCCAGAAGUGAUUGGACCCCUCUUCUUUUUUCCUCUCCUCUACAUGAUUUUCCAGCUUGGGGAAGGGCUUCUCCUUAUUGCCAUCUUUAAAUGCUACAAUAAAAUGAGGACUCCCAAGGAUACAACAAAAAUGAUCUACACAGCUGUAAAUGACACUGCCAAUGAAGCAGGAGCAAGAAUUAUGGUCAAUGGUACAAGCGUGGCCUAAACUUAAGUCUUACCUCACAAGCAACUAAAUCUUAUCUACAAGAGUGCCAUCCCAAAUGCUAGCAGCAAGGCAUGAAGUACACAACAGAAAGAACAGCAUUAUCUGAAAUAAGGAGCAAACUCUGCUGUGUCCUUUGUAAUCAAUUCCAGUUGUAACCACCAUGAUCACUUGAUCAUGGUACUAGAUGUUAUUUAAUAGCCAACAAUAACCUGAAACUUUUUCUGGCCACACACAAUAAAGUGAGAUUAAUGGAAUUUGGCAAUUUUUUUGUUCAGUAAAAUAUAAAGUUUUAAGUGUUUAUUAUGAAAAA
Antechinus flavipes (yellow-footed antechinus) is the source of this 1406-nucleotide messenger RNA. It is a transcript of the gene SLC10A1, whose product is annotated as solute carrier family 10 member 1. Lineage: Eukaryota; Metazoa; Chordata; Mammalia; Dasyuromorphia; Dasyuridae. Gene Ontology annotation, cellular component: membrane. Gene Ontology annotation, biological process: bile acid and bile salt transport. Bases 44 to 1096 code for a protein of 350 amino acids. The transcript has 5 exons. Gene Ontology annotation, molecular function: bile acid:sodium symporter activity. The record is from RefSeq and is a predicted model, not a curated record.